AAUUUACGGGUCGCAGUAUUUCACGUGAGAACUCAACCAUCCCUCUUCUUCCCUCGAGCCGGGAUUCUCUCAGGUCAGAGACUCCCGCUUCGUCUCCUCUGCCGUGCCUGAACCCUAACUCACCGUCGUAGUAAGAACGUUCACAGACAUCGCUGAAAUAGAUAGGAUCGACGGCAAUCUUACCUUCCUUCACCGCUCAGACCUCUUUCCCUUUCUCUCCUUGGUCGACGCGGAAACGCCGAAACCCUAAUCCUAGCCAUCGGCCGUGAGAUCCUUUCUUUUUUUCUAUUGUGCGCGGCGAGGUGAUCGAGGAGUUUCAUGUCGUUUUGGUUUCUGGGAGGUCUUAUUGUUUAUGGCCCAUCACAGCAAAUUUCUUUCUGUUAAUCUCAACAAAUCCUACGGUAAAUCGUCUUCGUCUUCAACCGUUGCCGGCUAUGGAAAUGGCCGUCCUCGCUCCGCUGGUAGCGGCGGUGGGAUGGUGGUUCUCUCCCGGCCUCGGAGCUCCUCAGGGGCCAGCGCGCUUAAGCCUGCGCCGAGGCUGGCUGUUCCGCCCCCCGUGAACCUGCCUUCGCUAAGAAAGGAGCACGAGCGUCUCGAUCCAGCUUUAUCAAAGCCCUCGUCAGGCCAUGGCGGAUCUGGGCUGGGGAUUGGGAACAGCUCUUCUAUGAGCUGGACCAAGCCUACUCCGCCUAUUUCAGAUUUUAGUGAUAAAGAUGGCGGUUCAAGAACUUUGUCUACGGUUGAGCAACGAAGUUUUAGUAGCAGCGUUCAGCCGCAAGGUUUUAUGGAGAAAACUGUGAUAUUGAAAGGGGAGGAUUUUCCGUCUCUUAUGGCAACAUCUACAUAUUUCUCAAAGCAGAAGCAGAAGCAAGUUAACGAGAACUCUGAUGUGUGGGCAGAGAAAGCUGAGCUGCCGUCUGUAGUUGAUAUGAAUCCAAAGUUGAGAUCGUCACCUCCGACUAUGAAGAAUAACCAGGGCAGUGAUGGAAGAUCAAAUCGUGUCUCGGAUUAUUUUGAGCAAUCAAGGAAGGAGGUUGGUACUUUCCCUGGUUCUCUCCCACAUGUGAGAAUGAGGCGCGCAUCUGAUUGGGAUGAUGAUGAGCGAGACAGGAAUCAUGUUGAUCAUUAUGAUGGUCGUGUCUUUCCGGAUGUUGAACCUCGUAGUUCUUUGUCGAAGGAUUCAGGCAGAGGCGAUCCAUAUGGGAAGGAGUUCUCGGCCUUCAGAAAGGAAGAUCGUAAUUUUAACUCUUGGAGGAUAACGGUUGAGCCGAACAGAGAAAUUUUGACUACCCAUCAGUUGCAUGUUGAUAAGGAUCAUUUUGGUCCUAGGAAUUCAGCUAUGAGUAGAGGAACUGGUAAAGAAGGCAGCCAUGAUCGAUUGCCUUUUGGAGACAGAAAAGAAUUUGGCUCCGGUAUGGGCAUUGGUACUGGAGUAGUUACUGAAGGUUCUAUUGACAGGGCCGAAGUUUGGCAAAGAGGGAAACUUUUUAAUAACUCUAAGAUCUCUAAGGGCCAUUUGUCUCCAAGGAUUAAAGGUCUUUCUACAUAUGAUUCAUUGCAGAGUUUCACUAAAGAAAAGUUAAUGCCAAAUGUUGGGAGAUCAUAUACUGAGAAUGCCAGUUGGGGUGGGAAGGAUACUUUUUCUAGUGAUGUCAUGUUGGAUUUGAAGGGUAAAGUGCUCAGGAAAAGGAAAGAAGCUGUAAAGCACGCAGAUCUCUUUGAUCCUGCAAGGGAAUCAUUUGAAGCCGAGCUUGAAAGGGUUCAAAGGCUGCAAGAGCAGGAGAGGCAGCGUGUGAUGGAAGAACAAACUAGACUAAUGGAGGUUGCUCGUAGAGAAGCUGAAGAGAGGGAGAGAAUAGUCCGCGAGGAGGAACAGAGGAGGCGGUUGCUUGAAGAAGAGGCAAGGGAGGCUGCGUGGAGAGCCGAGCAAGAGAAGUUGGAAGCUGCAAGGAGAGCAGAGGAGCUACGGAUUGCAAGAGAGGAGGAGAAGAAGAAGAUUCUUAUGGAGGAAGAAAGAAGAAAAGAAGCUGCUAGGCAAAAGCUGUUAGAAUUGGAGGCCAGGAUUGCAAGUAGGCAGACUGAAGCUAAUGCCAAUGAUAGGAUGAAGGAAAAAAAUUCUGUGAGGGAUUCUGAUCUUUCUAGAAGUGAGAAAACUGAAACAAUAGCGGAACGCAUUAGCAGCUCUCCCUCAUUGGAUUCACCCAGUAUGAGUAGCUUAUCUGAAGCAGGGUUUAGGUCUCACACUUCAAGCGUUGAGAACCAUUCAUUUUAUCAACAUGGAAAGACAGAAAAUAACUGGAACAAUGAUAGCAAUUCAAUUAUUAAAUCCCAAGAUCAAGAUAGUGGUCAUCUAUCUGGACGGCAGGAUGGAUUUUCUUCGAACAGAAGCGCUCACAGGAAACAAUUCCAGGGCAUUUAUGGGCCAAAGUCUGUUGCAACAUCUUUUAAGAGAGGAAUGUCAGGUGAUCAGGCUCAAAUUGCUCAUAGCUGGGAUAUAAACAGGGAUUGUGAUCAAUUUAAUGGGAGAUCCAAUAUUGAUGCCAUGUUUAGUGGAUGGGACCAUGGUCAUUUUGAUGGAAGCCAGCUUGGCCCUUAUUCAGAAAGAUCUUUCCAGAACAGUGAGAUGGAUGACCUAGCCUCAUUUAGUAGGGUUCGUCAUACCAUAAGGCAGCCUCGCGUGCCCCCGCCUCCAUCCAUGUCAUCCUCUGUUCAUAACAAGCCUCUUGGAGCUGCAUCAACAGGCCCUAAUUCAUCAUUUUCAGUUUCCAGCGACGCACGAAUCAACCAAACAGGCAGAAACGAAGAAUCCAAUGUGCAGAGUGUGUAUGAUUGUAGUUAUCGUCAAAGAAUCAUAGAACCCGGAGUACAACCCAGAAUGCCUGAAUUGAUGGAAGAACCUGCUCAAUCUUUGUUGCAAACAGAGGAAAAGAGUAGCCCAAGAUAUGGCUCUCAGUCAUCUCUCUCUGUCUCUAAUCCCCCUAGUUCACCUACCCAACUUUCGAAUGAUGAAUUUGAUGAUUGCGGAGGUUCCCCAGCUAUAACAAUUUCUGCUGAGGAGGAAAAUAUGACCUUCUCUGAGGGCAAAUCCAUGAUACCAGAAUUGGAUGUUGGGAAAAUUGAAUUAGAGGUUAUACCUUUUCAUGGUGAAGAUGAUGAAUGGGCUAUUGAGGACAAUGAAGAAAUGCAAGAAGAAGAUCAUGAUGAGGGUUCUGAUAGUAACCAGGAAGAUAAUGGGGUACAUGAAAAUGAUACUUGGGAGAUUCAAAUGAAAAAUAAGCUUGAAUCCUUGAAUGUAGUUGUUGAGAAACCAAUGGAAAUAGGUCAUGCUUCUUAUGGCAUUGAAAGUAAUGUUCAAUUAGGAACUUCUGGUCACUAUUUGUUUAAUAAGGAUUCUGAAUUCAAUGAAAAGACGAGUUCAAAUGCGGGACAUGACAGUGAUUCCACUGCAGAGCAUAUUUUUGCUGAUAGCAGGGCAGUUGGUUUGCAAUCAGAAGAGAAGAUAUCCGAUAAAAUUUUGAAUGCCUCUUCUGAAAUUGUAGAAGAAGCUGUUAAGGAGCAGGAAGACAUGAUUUUCGGUCUAGUAACAACUGCUGAUCAUCCUGCUGAUGGCAUCAGAGCAUCUAAAAACUCAGGUCAAAAUCCUAUUGCAGCUGUAUCACGUUUACCAUUGCCUUCAACAUCAACACUUUGCUCCAACUCAGCCUCAGUUCGUACCUCUUUUGGCCAGAAUGAUGUGCCUGCUAAGCUUCAGUUUGGACUAUUUUCUAGUCCUCCAUUGAUACCCUCUCCUCUUCCCACUAUUCAAAUUGGUUCAAUUCAGAUGCCACUUCCUCUAAAUUCACAGAUUGAUUCUUUUACCCAUGUAAAUCCUCCACAUCCUCCAUUUUUGCAAUUUGGUCAGAUAGUAUACGCACCACCCACCUCUCAAAGUGUGCUGCCAAUAUCUGCGCAGACCUUUUCCUACACACAUCAUCCUUCUGGAGGCUCCUCAAAGAACCAAGUGAGUCAAGAUCCUACUUCAACAAAGGGCUUGGAAAAACGACAUCCUUCUUAUUCAGCAGAUAAGCAACCUGUUUGUUCUCCAGGGAUCACUAACCCAUCUCAAAAUAAUUUGGAUUCUGAACAGCCUACUGCAUUGUUGGAUAUACCAAGGGAUGAUGUUAUUAAUUCGAAGAGACGGAUAGCUUCAGCUGUUUCUGAUGAGAAGAAAGAUUUUCAAAACUUGAUUUCCCAUUCAGGCUAUCCUGAUGCUAUUUCAAAUAAGAACUUUAGAUCCAUGGUUUAUUCUAAACGGACACGAGGCAGAUCAAAUUUUGAUUCAUUUUCUUCUGCUAGAAAAUCUUUGGCUGGGCUGAAAGCUCCUGAAACUAUAUCUGAGAUUAGAGGGAGCAGAUUAACAUACAAUGUUAGAAAUGCUGGUUCCCUUUCAUCCUUUGCAAGGACUGAAACCUCAUAUGUAAAUGCAAAUCGACCUCAAAGAAAGGUUCAGAGGCAUAUUCAGGGAACAGAAUAUAGAGUUAAGGAGAGUGGAGCAAGGCAAAUGCAAUGCACAGAGGGUUUUAAACAAAGUAGCUACAAUUGGAAGCCCAAUUCUGGUAACGAUCCUGUGGGGAUUCCCUUAAGAAAUGUGGGCAAGAAGGGUGCUGUUACAAGUAAAUCAACAAAGCUGAUGAAUGAAGAAGCAGCCCUUUCUGAUGCACAAGUUAUGGGUGUGAUUAGCAAUAUGAAACUAGACAAUAAGAGAGAAACUCUGCAGACCAGCAUGUCUGCUUCUACCAAUUUUUAUGGGGGCAGAGGAAAUUUAAACAUGAACGGGCUUCCAGAGGAUGAUAUUGAUGCUCCUUUGCACAGUGGCAUUGUCAGGGUUUUUAAUCAGCCUGGAAUUGAAGCUUCUUCUGAUGGUGAUGGUUUUGUUGAGGUACGGUCUAAAAAGAAGAUAUCAAAUGAACGGCGAGGGCAGAGGGAGAGAGAAACCAAUUCCAAACAUAAGGCCACAAGAGUACCUCACAGGCAUCGUGUUACUCUUUCAAGUAAUGGAAUCGCCUAUAAAUCAGAUAUGGUUACUACUUUUACAGAUGGAGGUGCUGCAAAAAAUGUUCAUUCUGUUCCUGCCAUUUCACAUAGAAGGCCAUCAUCUGAUCCGGAGGCCCCAAAGUUAACUACUACAAGCAUGAUAUGCCCGACAAUAGCAGCAAUUGGCAGCCCUGAUGUGAACUCUGCUGAUUAUGAUUCAAAGUUCAAUAGUCUGAAGUCCAGUCGUGCAGGUUCUGAUUUAGCCAUAGCUAAUGAUAGAGGGAAUGUUGAGCCUAGCUUGUCCUUUGGUAACAAUAUUAUUGCUCUUGAUAAGGCUUCAGUACCUUUAGGUUCUUGGGGAACUGUUCACUUGAAUCAGCAGGCAGUUACCUCUAACCAGUCUCAACUUGAUGAGUCCUCGAAUCCUGUGCAAUGUAAUCCAAUUGGACUUGCGAAAGUUUCUUCAGAUGAUAACAAGCACGCACCAACUACUAUGAUCAAGGACAAAUCAUCGUUUUCCUCUGAGAACCUGCCGAACUUCCCAUUUGAUGAGGAGAGAAUUCAGUUUGGUGCUGUCAUGUCACCACCACCGCUGCCUCCUUUCAGCCAACCUGCCCCAAGUGGCAUAUGGCCUCCUGGCUCGGUUAUACUGAAUUCAUCAAUUAUUCAUCACUUACCUGCGACUGAUCGUAGUGAUAGUAAAAUUUUUGAUAGAGAAAAGUGCCCUAGUGGUUCUUGUACGCACCUGGAUGACACUGAGGCUGAAGCAGAAGCUGCUGCUUCUGCUGUUGCUGUUGCUGUAAUUACUAAUGAUGAAAUAACUGUUUCUACGUUAGGCACAAGCUCCAUUUGUGGUAUUGGAACCAAAGGACUAAGUUGUCCAGGUGUGACUAGCUGCACUAGUACAACUGGUCAAUCAGCAAGUGAAGAGUCAUUGAUUGUCACUCUUCCGGCAGAUCUAUCUGUGGAUGCACCGCUCUCAUUGUGGCCACCGUUACCGACUCUUCACUCAUCUCGUCCCAUGCUUUCCCAUAUGGCUGGGCCACAACCUUCUCCUUUUCCUUUCUUUGAUUCAAACUCCAUGCUAGGUGGACCCAUUUUUGCAUUCAGGUCCCAGGAUGAUUCCACUGGAACUCUGGCACAACAACAACAGAAUCCAACUUUUCUUUCAGGGCCAACUGGAACGUGGCCACAAUGCCAUUCUGGUGUUGAAUCAUCAUUCUAUGGAUCACCAGCAGGGUUUCCUGCUCCAUUUAUGAGUUCCCCUACUGGGCUCUCUGGCGUUCAUGGUCAUCCUCCAAUGGUAUUUUAUAAUCAUUUUGCUCCUGUUGGGCAAUUAGGUCAAGUUGGCCUUAGUUAUAUGGGCAGUGCUUACCUACCUAGUGGAAAGCAGACUGACUGGACACACGGCUCAGAUGGUACUGCUGCAGUGAAUGUGAGCAAGGCUGAUACCAGCAAUCUAAACGUUGUUUUUGGACAACAAAAUGCAGCCCAUGUGCCUACUUCAAUUCAGCAUUUGUCUACGGGAUCAGCAGUCAUGCAAGUGACUUCACCGUUUACUCUGUUCAAUCUUAGGCCCUUCCAGUCAUCAGCAGAGAUACCAGUUCCAGCUCAAUGGCCACCCAUCCCACAUCCUCAUUCUCCCAGUUCUAUUCGACGCUCAACGGCGCCCGAACAGCUCCAAAGCAUGCCUUCCGAUCCGCACCAUUCCGCCACGGUCGAUCUGCCGGACGAACUCAGCCUCGUCGAAUCCACACAGACCGUCCGAUCCUCUUCAAGAAACCAUUCAACAACUAGCAUAAAAAAUGAUUCAAAAGGCAUUAUUCCAAAUUCUGGAAUUGGAAAGACUGAAGAUUCAGGAGGCUCUUCUUCUCAGAAGAUAAGUUCUGGUGGCCAAUAUGGCCGAAGAAACACAUUUCAUGGAAAAUAUGGGAACACCAACAGCUCUAAUAGGAGUAUUGGAUCUUCUAAAAUGAAGCAAAUCUAUGUGGCCAAAACUCUUCUAACCAGUCCUGGAACCUCAAGCUGAAGGUCUCUAAGGUCAUUUAUGGCUUCUGGUUUCUUUGGAAUCUUCUAAUAUUUCCAGCUUCAGAUUAUUUGGUGUAAAAGGGAAGAAGAAGAGAAGAGCCUUUGUCUUCUACAGAAUAAACACGCAUGAGAUGCUUUAAGUGAUUUUUUUUUUUCUUUUUUUUUUGUGGGCUCCUGAGAAGGGAAGCCUUGUAUCUCUUUAUGAAAUGCUUAGUUUAGCAUUUGUUAAGGAUUUUGCUUGUUGGGUAGAUUGGAAUGAAAAUAAUUUGGGUCGGAAUAUUUUUAUCAAAUUUUGAUUAUGACGAGUCUUAUGAUUAUUGUAGUUAUUUUGAGAUGAAUGUAAUUGAUGAAGAAUUAAUCAAAUUUUAUGAUGC
This is a messenger RNA of Dendrobium catenatum, 7415 nucleotides long. RefSeq lists its product as uncharacterized. The coding region runs from base 353 to 7042 and encodes 2229 amino acids. The transcript has 7 exons. NCBI's taxonomy places the organism in Eukaryota, Viridiplantae, Streptophyta, Magnoliopsida, Asparagales, Orchidaceae. The record is from RefSeq and is a predicted model, not a curated record.